This is a messenger RNA of Fomitiporia mediterranea MF3/22, 759 nucleotides long. RefSeq names its product Mov34-domain-containing protein. Gene Ontology annotation, molecular function: metal-dependent deubiquitinase activity; K63-linked deubiquitinase activity; protein binding. The transcript has 4 exons. The record is from RefSeq and is a predicted model, not a curated record. Gene Ontology annotation, cellular component: membrane; endosome. NCBI's taxonomy places the organism in Eukaryota, Fungi, Basidiomycota, Agaricomycetes, Hymenochaetales, Hymenochaetaceae. Gene Ontology annotation, biological process: protein K63-linked deubiquitination. Bases 1 to 759 code for a protein of 252 amino acids.
AUGUAUGGCCCGCGUGAACCUUCGUCAUCUCGGUCUCAUUCACCUGCGUGUCCUCCUGGGACAUCACCUCGUCCCCCAGUACCAGAGCGUCCGCCAUACGACGUGCCUCAAACAUACCAACAUCCCCCGCCUCUCCCUAGUGCUCCAUCUGUCACGCCGACAGCUGCAGGUGCUCCGCCGCGUAUUUCUCCUACCUCAAGCUCCGAACGACGUGAACGCGGUUCAGGCGAUCUGCGGACAGUCAGCUUUCCACGUGCGGUGCUCCCGCGGUUCCUUUCUAUCGCUGCUGUAAACACUGCUAAGAACCGUGAGACGUGUGGAUUGCUCCUUGGAAGGCAACGUGGAAGCAAGUUCGUAGUAACGACUCUACUUAUCCCGAAACAACAUUCGACGAGUGAUACAUGUAAUAUGGAUGAGGAGGAACUCGUACUUGACUUCACGGAGACGCGGGGUUUGAUCACGCUUGGAUGGAUUCAUACGCAUCCUACACAGUCUUGUUUCAUGUCCUCCGUCGACCUACAUACCCACUCCGGUUUCCAACGCAUGCUCCCUGAAUCCUUCGCAGUAGUCUGUGCACCGCAGCACACACCUAACUUCGGCAUAUUUCGGCUUACCGACCCACCUGGAUUGCAAACAAUUCUUGAUUGUGACCAGCAGAGUGCUUUCCAUCCGCAUCCGGAGCUACCUAUCUACACAGAUGCGGAUAAAGGCCAUGUACAGAUGCGGGACAUGGAUCUAGAAAUUGUCGACCUUCGGUAA